AUGGAUAAGACUUCUGUUCAGGAGGCAUCCUCCCCCGCCGAUACCGACCGUAUUUCCGACCGUCAUGCUUCAGAAGACGAAAGCUCACCCCAGAUUGAGGACGUCGAAGCCCUCAAGGCCGAAGUUGCCUUUCUCCGGGACAAACUGGAGAUUCUUCAGGGAAAAGCUUCGCUCGACUUCAAGUUGCAAAUGCAGAUGCUUACUGCCGGGGCCACGGGCUGGCCAGAUUAUGAUUUCGAGGUCUUGGGGGACCACAUCCGCCGGGUUAUGUAUCGCAUAGAACAUUGGUGCCAACAACAUGCCCGGCAAGGUAUGCCUGAUACCGUUGAACUGCAUGACUUGGAAAAGCAAGCCAUCAUUCAUAGCCUAGAAGGCUAUUGGGUCCAAGAUUUGGAAUGGGAUACACUGAUGAAGUCUCUUCCCUACCCUUUCUCUCUGUAUAUGUCGGAGGUGCUCGCUCAGAGUAUCUUGACAAAGAACAUCGUGGAUAAGUUCUUUGUCAACCCAUUUUGGUACCUUGAAGGAGAAGGUCUCGAUCGGCAGGAUCAUACGACGGGUUCAGUCUCCUGUGCACAGAAUCUGCAACAUCUGUACCGACGAUUUUUAGAAAGUGGGAACUUCUCUUCCGCAUCCUUCUAUCAUCCCCAUCUGAUGCUGACCAGGACUGCAGCAAAUGGCAUCAGAGCCACCAUUUGGAAGAAAGAAACUACAAAGGAAUAUCGCACAAAUGCUGUCGCUUUGUUCGCCUCCACCCUACUUUCCGACCGAGAGGACAGUCUUCUGGAGUUAUGCAAAUUUGCUGAUGAGACAGCAAUUACCCUCGGCUCCAAUCAGGGACAUUGUGUGUAUAAGACACUGCCGACUAUGGGAACCACCUUUGAUCCGAGAUCCCACGAAGCGACAGUCCAUAACCUCCAUAAUGUCCGGGGUAAUGCUGACGAUGCCAGAUUGGCUGGCCGUCGCAUCCUAGGUAUAACCCAGCCGGCUGUAAUACUAAAGCUAAGGACUCUGAGGUGUGACGAGAACGUCUUGAAUAAAGCCGAGCUAUUGGUGGAACAUGGUGACUACACCGAGGAAGAUCAUGAGCGAGAGCGACCAAAGCCUUCUGCAAAAACCCUUGAAGAGGUUGAGACGGAAGAAGAAUAA
Molecule: messenger RNA, 1146 nt
Organism: Aspergillus neoniger CBS 115656
Lineage: Eukaryota; Fungi; Ascomycota; Eurotiomycetes; Eurotiales; Aspergillaceae
Exons: 4
Coding region: 1-1146 (381 amino acids)
Source: RefSeq, a predicted model, not a curated record